This is a messenger RNA of Talaromyces amestolkiae, 2325 nucleotides long. RefSeq lists its product as uncharacterized. The transcript has 2 exons. Bases 1 to 2325 code for a protein of 774 amino acids. NCBI's taxonomy places the organism in Eukaryota, Fungi, Ascomycota, Eurotiomycetes, Eurotiales, Trichocomaceae. The record is from RefSeq and is a predicted model, not a curated record.
AUGAAUCGUUGUUGUCGCAAUGGCUUUCUCUGCCCUCGAACGAAGGCGUGCAGUUGGGUCAAUACGCUGCUGGUGAACAGCAAACAUCGUCGACUGUUCUCUACAUCUCAUGAACAGUAUGGAAGACUGGACGUAUCACCAAAAGCGACCCCAAAGGUCGAGAAGAAAAAGGGGACAGGAAGUCUUCACAAGGCCAACAUAGUAGGCGACAAGCUUUGUGAUGAUAUCACUCAGCAGCUAUCGAAUGUACUGACUGUCAACAAACCAUCCGUCAUUCUCGACCUAUACCCUGGCCGCCCAGUCCUAUCCUCGAAGAUCAACGACCUUGUUCAGCCUUAUCGGCACAUCCUCGUCGAGCCGCGCGUAUCUCGAGUUUAUCAUAAGCACCUCAACGAGCUACGUCAGAAGGAUAAGGAAAAAUUUCAAAUACACAAGGAGAGAGUACAUUAUGGUUCAUUACAUGGAAUCGGUUGGUUGGAGCUACUGGAUAAGUACGUUCCUGCAGAGGUACCUCCAGGCACUCCAAAAGACCUACUCGUCAUCGCCAACUUGACCGACAGAGUGUUCAAGAAUGCUUCACGAAUAUGGGCAGCCCUUGUCGGACACUCUCUUCUGAAUCGAGGUCGAUUUAGUGACUGGAACGUUCGAACUCUCAUGAUUCUUCCUCCAGAGGAGGCUGAGUCGAUCAUACCACGUUCAAUCCGCAAUAGGAGGAAAGUGGCAUUACUGAACGAGGCAUACUCUCGGCGAUCUUUUGUUGUCGCCGAGACUGAUAAUACCGAAAACGUCAUUCCACGAGGAUACGAGCUCGUUGAGAAAAGCGCCGCUUUGGUCGCUCAACGAAUGGCAGAAAAUCAGAUCGUUCUACCUCAGCUUCGCAUAAGAGGUACUCCAGAGUCAUACACUGAAGUACCUGCAGGUCCGAGGACGGAACCAUAUGCCGCAAAAUAUCCGCUCUUCGCCGGAGAGCCGUUCAAAGAGUUCUUAGAGAAAAAACAUUUGUACGAAGGCAUCAUCAACAGGUACUAUCAGAAACAUGGAGGAACGAUAGAAGCUGAAAUGAAAGAUGCGAGGGCACGUACCCCGGUCGUGCGUAUUGCGAAAGAACUGGCCAAACAAAAAAUCGACCUUACGCUAACUGAGACCAUUGUGCAAGCAAAAUUGAAUGCAGCAGAUUUUGAGGAAGCAAAGCGAUACAAGGAGAUUGUCAAGAAGAACCCGAAAAUGAAAGAAUUCGUGGACCGCAGGCGGAGUUUUUUCAAGUUGCGCGCUCAGAUCAUGCAUCUUGCAGGAGAUUUGGCCAAGCUCGGGCUGCAAAUCCACUCCUAUGAAGAGAGAUUCCUUAAAUUGAAAUUGAAUUCACUGAAACUUGCAGAAGACCGGCUGUAUCGAGAAGCUAUUAGCCAUUAUUCUACGAAUAAGUCGAAUAAGCAAGCGACAAAAAUCAGCCGGGAUUAUACAAGGGCGCGUGCUUCAGUCGUGCAUCUAGCCAAAGCAGCAGAUGCUGCAGUAGAUCUAGCCAAGCAGCAAAUUGAAAUCGCCUCUCUCGAAGAGACACUCGCCAAAGCGAAGCAAGAUCCAGCAACGGAGGCAGCGGAGCUUGAGCGGCAAAAUUCAUUCUUGGUCGAUUUGAGAAAGAAGUUCACCGAGCAAAGCUCCGAAGCUCUGACUCACGCUAGCAGGAAGCUGCCAAAUCUGGUAAACGACUAUCGUGUUGCGCUUGGGGCGUCGGGCGAUAUCAAAGACUCUACGUUGCUCUGGGACCACCGACCGUUCGAACCGCUUUAUAUAUACCCGAAGGAGGUAUCGCCAAAGGGGAGUGGCUGCACCGUGAUUUAUAAUGAACCGGAACCGAAAGAAGAAUUAUUUGAAAAGUUUGCGAUUGCUGAUGCUCAUGAUCGGCACGACGAAGCGGUCGAAAUGGCUCUCUCAAUCGUAGGCACCUUCGGCAUUCGGGCCAGAGAGACCGUCGCCGAUAUGCUUGACAAGCUCUUCCCAGGUCAAUCUACUGCAGAGGUUGUCAAGCUUGUCCCUGAGUUAUUUGACUCCAUUCCCAGGCAACUUCGUCUUCCCAUCAGGAAAGACACCUCGGAGCUGCCACCAACCACCUCCACUUCUACAAAAUCGAUACCAGCCUCAUUCUACGACGGAUUCGAAUACAUGCCCGACCAAAUCACUCUUCAAUGUCUCCCUAUAAGCGCACUUAUGAGCUUACUGAAAGCAUACCUGAACACGCCGAACGCGAGAUCAUUUCUGCAGGUUAAUCGCAGUCUCGGUGGAUCUGCGACAUUGUUUGCGCUCCGCACGUGGGGAAAUGACUCUUAA